UCAGCAGCAGCAGCAGCAGCACCAGGCGUCUCCGUCGCCGCCGGGGCCGUCAACGACCCCAACCCCCCGGUCACAACAAGACUAUAAAACGAGCUCGACGCCCCCUUUAUACUCCGAACUGGUCGAACUCGCCGCCUUCACCGUCCCCCCCCCCCCCUCACUCCCCGUAAUCCCCACACUCAUGGUACAGCUCGCCUCCUCCAUAUAACUCCUCAACGAACACUCAUACGACCUCGUGACGGUAAGAUCAUAACUCGUGCUUUUGUCCCGACGUCGAGGCUGUAUACACCUGGCUGAGACUGACGGUCUCUGGGCCUUGGAUGAUGGGUGUAGGAAUGCGCCAUGUCGCAGUCGGUUUUGGGGGCGUUUUUUUUUUUCAGACAGCCGACUUCGUAGGUUGUUCGGAGGGCGUUGAUGCCCGCGAUGCUGGCGGCUGUGCUGGUCCAGCCCGCCGUAUUUGGGGAAGUUCGAUGGACCAGUUGGGGGAUGAAAGUAGGGGAUUACUGUGGUGCUGGUGUCGGUGGCGUGGGUGGUGCCUAGUAACGUGAGGGCGGUGGUGAGGAGGAGGGUGGGAUUCUUAGGUGUUCUUGGGUGUUUCUUCGGGUUUCAAAAGAGAGGGUAUGUAGGUAGGAAGUCAGAAGGACGAGGAAAGGGGCCUUCCCUCUACUAGUAAUAUUAGAGCCAAGCUACCUUGGCCUACCCAACACAUUCAUUAGCACUUAGUAGCCCCCCCAAGACUCAAAAAAGGUACGAGGUAGAUAGGUAGGGUAGGGUAUACGGAGGAUGAAAAAGCAGAG
This is a messenger RNA of Aspergillus ibericus CBS 121593, 797 nucleotides long. RefSeq lists its product as uncharacterized. The transcript has a single exon. The coding region runs from base 321 to 548 and encodes 75 amino acids. The record is from RefSeq and is a predicted model, not a curated record. NCBI's taxonomy places the organism in Eukaryota, Fungi, Ascomycota, Eurotiomycetes, Eurotiales, Aspergillaceae.